This is a messenger RNA of Xyrauchen texanus (razorback sucker), 2323 nucleotides long. RefSeq names its product protein S100-A8-like. The coding region runs from base 157 to 459 and encodes 100 amino acids. The record is from RefSeq and is a predicted model, not a curated record. NCBI's taxonomy places the organism in Eukaryota, Metazoa, Chordata, Actinopteri, Cypriniformes, Catostomidae. The transcript has 3 exons.
GUUUUUUUUUUUUCUUCGCUGAGGGGGAGGAAUCAGGAUGUCAGCCAAGAUGUGACAGAAGCGAUGGGACGCUGAGAGAGAGAAGUAACUAUUACUGCACGACGGGACGAGGAAAGUUUAUCUAGACCGAAGAAAAUACAUUAAAAAUCACUUCAAAUGGCGACAAAGCUGUCCGACCUGGAGAAUGCCAUUAGCACCUUGGUCACAAAAUUCCAUGGUGCUUCUUCUGACAAUCAGCCUACGCUGAAGUUAGAUGAGUUUAAAAACCUCCUCUCCUCCCAGCUGCCAAAUCUGGUCAAGACGGAUAAUUUGGGAGAAGUGCUGAAGCAAAUGGAUGUGAAAGAGGGGGAAGGCAUCAGCUUCAAAAACUUCUGGAGCUUGAUCCAGAAUUUGGCCUCUUCCCAGCAUAGUCUGCUGAGCAAUGAGAAGUUGUCCAAAUGCACCUGCCUUUUACUAUGAGCCGUUGGCUUCAACCACAGCUUCCACCAAGACCUGGUCACUCUGCAUUUAUGUAUUUACCCCAAACCACAAUCCAUUCAUCUUCAAACAAAACAUGGUCCUUUUUAUUCCAAUAAAAAAUGUUGCCAAAUAAAUACACCGUGUACAUCAUUAUAUCUGUAAAAAAAAAAAAGCUGUUUUAACAGUGUUCUGAAAGUUACAACAAUCAUCUCUCUUCCAUCGAUUUCAAAUAACAAUAACGUUUCAAUGUACAGACUAGUUAACUAGUCAUAAACCAGUAGAGUGCAACAGUGCCCAACCACUUAGUCAGCCAUCUUUGUUUCAGAAGUAUUUUUCCAAUUCAUUUUUUCCAUAAAUUCCAUAAAUCUUUCAUAAGAGAGUUGUAACCAAUGAAGCAAACCAACCUGCUCCGAGGUGAAUCACAACAUUACAAACUUUGAUUUGAUUAAUAAAAAAAGAUAUUCGAAAAAAGAGGAAAAAGACAAAGGUACAAGAAUGUGUACUUAUCGUCUUUAUUGAGGGCACAAACUACAAUCUCAUGAAGCAUUGUGAAUGAUGUAACUGAUGUAAAAGGGCUAGAAAAUUAUAAAACUAAUGAUUUAGAAUUGUUAAUUAAAAUAUACAACAUAUUUAGAUAUUAUUGCAAAAUAGGAUAUUUGCAAAUAUAUAUGUUGUUUGAGAGUGUAUGGAGACUGGAUUGCCUCAUUCAAAGUGCAUCAUGGGAGUUGGAGGUCGGUGCUGAACUCUUUUGCCAAAUUCUUUGAUUGGCGUAUCUUUCUCUGCUGGAUCAUAAGCACUAUAGUUCAUCAAAAAUUUUAAUAUUAAAAUAUAUAUAUUUUUUAAUGAACUUGAAAUAAUGCGGACGGAUGGCAUCAACAAAAGCAUAUACCACCAAUUAACAACCUCGGAACUCACUGUAGGUCUGUCUUUAAAAGUCUAUAAAUUGUUGUUAAAAAUAAGUUUCCCUAUGUAGAAAAUGAAUGGGAUUUUCUUCUGGAACCAGAUUAUUGUGCUCUGUUGCCUUAACUACUUUAUAUCCACCUUUUUCCUGAACAUGGAAGUGUUCCAUGGUUUCUAACGGAUGCCUGUUUUCAAUUCCUGUCUUCAGUGAUUUUACUCCCAUCAGCGCAUGUUCUUAGUGGAUAAUGUGAUGUUUAGAGUAUUACAUUUGUAAAAAUUGUCCAAAAAAAAAAAAAAACAUGUGUCUCCAUAGUGGCGGGACUGUAGAGUUGCGUUUUUUUCUAGUGGGUAGAUGACAUGAAGCGAUGGUCCGAGGUUAGCUGUGUUGAUAUCAUUAACUACUUUGAGUUUGAAUGACAGACAACAACAGCACAAGUUGAGCCUGAAAUUAAUUUUUACUCCAAAUGACACUUAAAUGGUUAUUGUUCUCCAUCUGGAUUGCUUGUUUUGGUAGUUUUUAUGCUGCUUCUAGAGACCAGAAAUGGAAAACAGGCAAGGCAAUUAGUAUCAUCAUGGCUCCACCCAGGAGUUGCUCAUGAAAACUGUGGAUAUCAUAAGUGAACUGGAGUACACUUUAUUUUCACUUUCAAUACAAGUUCAUAUAUCAUGAUUGUUUGAACCUGUUUAUUGCUCUGUAAAGUUAAUGUGACCUGAGUAUUUCUCUGUCAUAACAGUCAUUUUAGCAUCUGACACUAUUAGUCUAAACUAUAGCCAUUUUAGUCUAAAGCAUGUGUGUCAUGAUGUAGAAAUAAACAAAAGGGCAAAAACAAAAAAAGCAUAUAUUUAUAUUUUGUAAUUUGGAUCUUUUUUUCUUUUCUUUUUUUUGUUGUUGUUGUUGACCAAACAAUAAAUACAUCUUUCUACCCUGAGCUUUUGUGUAAUAAAAUUCAUCUCAAAAACAGUC